Messenger RNA from Oryctolagus cuniculus (rabbit), 1174 nucleotides. It is a transcript of the gene C10H18orf32, whose product is annotated as chromosome 10 C18orf32 homolog. Lineage: Eukaryota; Metazoa; Chordata; Mammalia; Lagomorpha; Leporidae. The record is from RefSeq and is a predicted model, not a curated record.
GAGAGAGCUAAAAAGUUGUUAGCAAAGGCGUCCGUGCGGUGGUUGAGGGCUUGCAGCCUGUCACGCGUGAACUUACGUAGCACACAUCUGGCUCUCUGUGAUGGAGGGGUCGCCAGUCACCACCUGAGCCUGGGGCCCGCAGCACCGCCCGCCGGUUGCUUUGAAGAGGUUUGGUUGGUUUUGAAGGCUUUGUAGAAGGAGGUAACAUCGUGUUUUUGCCGGAGGGUUGAAUGAAUUGAUAACAUCUGUCACCUGCUCGCACCUGCGCAGAUUUAAGAGCUCAAAGCUGGGACAAUGGUGUGCAUUCCUUGUAUCGUCAUUCCCAUUCUGCUCUGGAUCUACAAAAAAUUCUUGGAGCCAUACAUAUACCCGCUGAUUUCCCCUUUUGUUAGCCGCAUAUGGCCCAGAAAGGCUGUGCAAGAAUCCAGUGAUAACGGGAGAGUGGACUGUAAGGGCACAGACACAAAUGGAUUACCAACGAAAGGACCAACGGAAAUCCCUGAUAAAAAGAAAGACUGAAGUGACUUUCCCCACGGGAUCUCAGUUUCGCACAUGGACGUGAUAAUAUGAAGCACCUUCUUCAUGACUGUCUCUGACCUUUUUCUCUGAGCCCAGAACUCAGGCUGGCUGGUUUAGGUAUCCCCUGUACCAAGCAGGGAAUAUGUGGUAUUUAUACUUAAAAUGUACUUAGUUAUAGUUAAUGACCGCAUUCCUGAGUUCCUUUUUCAUUAAUGUAGAUUUCCAUUCCUAUUAUUGCACUUUUAAUAAUAUGAAUAAAUAGAAGGUUUGUGCCAGCAGAUACUUAGAUGUUGCUAAGUCAGUCCUUAACAGCCCUGACCCUCUCUAGCGUUCAUUCAUGUGAAUGACCGAUGUGUGCUCUCAUUUCUUUGGGCGCCUCUAGUCUGAGCAGAGUAAAUUUUUACUGGGAAACAGUGCGGGGGAUAAAGCUGUGAAAGAAAGAAAGAAUGACUUUCCAACGCAGUGAAGCAGUCUAUCCAUGAGAGUAGUGAUUGCUCUGUAAUGCUCUGAGGAAGACAGAAGAGACAGGGACAUAGAGAAAACCUGAUUGAUGAAUGGAACAUCUUUUAUUUAAGCAUCUGAUGUAUGUUGUAAAAUUCCAGUCCUUGCAUUCCUUCUAUUCCUACAAAUGUAUUAAAUAUUCUGUUUAACUUGC